This is a messenger RNA of Mycotypha africana, 1584 nucleotides long. RefSeq names its product WD40-repeat-containing domain protein. Gene Ontology annotation, cellular component: precatalytic spliceosome. The transcript is spliced from 4 exons. NCBI's taxonomy places the organism in Eukaryota, Fungi, Mucoromycota, Mucoromycetes, Mucorales, Mycotyphaceae. Gene Ontology annotation, molecular function: protein binding. Gene Ontology annotation, biological process: mRNA splicing, via spliceosome. The record is from RefSeq and is a predicted model, not a curated record. Bases 1 to 1584 code for a protein of 527 amino acids.
AUGAAUAGCAUAAACAAGGAUGAUGUAGUCAAGUUAAUCAUUCAGUUUCUGCGAGAAAGCAAUCUGAAUCGAACUCGAUCAGCUUUAGAGAAGGAGUCGAACCAGAUAUACAAUACAGUAGAGGAUAAAAGCAGGUUUAUUCAAGAUAUCAAGGAUGGAAAAUGGGAUAUCGUUUUGAAACAAGUGACUCAGCUUGCCAUUUCGGAAGAAAAACUAAUCGAUCUUUACGAACAAAUUGUAUUCGAGUUGAUUGAAAAUAAUGAGCUUAGUGCAGCCGAGAUUGUGCUGAGAAAAUCAAACGUCUUACGAUUUGUCAACGAAGAGUAUCCGGAACGAUAUGAGAUAAUGGAGCGCUAUUUAGAUGAAGCAAAGACAAAAUUGCCUCAUAAACCAAAGUACACUUCCGAAGAAAGACGAACACGGAUAGCAAAAAACUUGGAGAAAGAAAUAGCUGCGGCUCCCAACAGUCGGCUGUUAUCGUUACUGGGACAAAGUAUCAAAUGGCAACAACUACAAGGUUCAAUCACAGCAGACUCCAUUUAUGACUUAUUUAGAGGCACUGUUACAGUUCAAAAAGCUGAACAAGAUAUCUUUGCCUCAAAGCCCUACGUUUCUGUCAAAUUUCCCGCUCCUUCAGCAAAGCAGAGGACGUAUGCUGAAUGUGCUGCUUUUUCUAAAAACGGUCUCUAUCUCGCGACAGGAUCUUCUGAUGGUUUUAUUGAAAUAUGGAACUAUUUGACGGGCAAGCUAAGAAAAGAUCUGUCAUACCAAGCGCAAGAUAGAAUGAUGGCUAUGGAUAAAGCUGUGCUCUGUGUCGCAUUUAGUCGCGAUAAUGAAUUGUUGGCAUCUGGGUCAGCGGAUGGAAAGAUAUUUAUCUGGAAAGUGAAAACCGGGCAAUGUCAACGGAAAAUAAUAGCAGCUCAUGCCACCGGAGCGGGCGUCACCUCGCUAUGCUUCAGUAAAGAAAACAGCCAGAUUUUGAGUGGCAGUUACGAUCAAACCAUAAAGAUUCAUGGUUUAAAGUCGGGUAAAAUGCUGAAGGAAUUCAGAGGGCAUAGUUCGUUUGUGAAUGCAGCCGUAUUUUCAGUUGAUAAUACAAGGGUUUUGAGUGCCAGUAGCGACGGCACCGUUAAGAUUUGGGAUUGUAAAACAACGUCGUGUCUAAACACUAUUACUCCUCAGCCUGCCAUGGAAAAAGGACAGCUUUUGCCGAUGGGAGGAUUAGGCACAGCUGCUGUGCAGAGUAUAACUCCGCUUCCCAGAAACUCGCACCAGUAUUUGAUAUGCAAUAAAACCAACACUUUAUACGUUAUGGAUACACGAGGGCAAAUUGUGAGGACCUUGACGCAUAAGAAACCAGUCGGAUCUGACUUUUUAACAGCAACACUGUCACCGCAAGGUGAUAUUGUCUACGCAGUCACUGAAGAUAACUAUUUAUAUGGAUUUCAGCUUCAUACAGGAGAAACAAUUGCAAGUAUAAAAAUAGGGGAUAAUGAAGUCGUGGGGUUGACAAGUCAUCCAUUGACAAAUGUUGUGGUAGCGCAUGACGAUGCUGGAUAUAUGAUAUUCUUUAAGGCACCAUAA